This is a messenger RNA of Psilocybe cubensis, 312 nucleotides long. RefSeq lists its product as uncharacterized. Bases 1 to 312 code for a protein of 103 amino acids. Gene Ontology annotation, cellular component: nucleosome. Gene Ontology annotation, molecular function: protein heterodimerization activity; DNA binding; structural constituent of chromatin. Gene Ontology annotation, biological process: nucleosome assembly. Lineage: Eukaryota; Fungi; Basidiomycota; Agaricomycetes; Agaricales; Agrocybaceae. The record is from RefSeq and is a predicted model, not a curated record. The transcript is spliced from 4 exons.
AUGUCUGGACGCGGAAAAGGUGGAAAGGGACUCGGAAAGGGCGGAGCUAAGCGCCACCGCAAAAUUCUUCGUGAUAACAUCCAGGGUAUCACCAAACCCGCCAUCCGCCGCCUCGCUCGUCGUGGAGGUGUGAAGCGUAUCUCCGGGCUCAUCUACGAAGAGACCCGUGGUGUUCUCAAGAUCUUCCUCGAAAACGUCAUCCGCGACUCUGUGACAUACACUGAGCACGCCAAGCGCAAGACAGUGACGGCGCUCGAUGUUGUGUACGCUCUGAAGCGAUCAGGGCGCACACUGUACGGCUUUGGUGCUUAG